Messenger RNA from Neurospora tetraspora, 459 nucleotides. RefSeq lists its product as uncharacterized. The coding region runs from base 1 to 459 and encodes 152 amino acids. The record is from RefSeq and is a predicted model, not a curated record. Lineage: Eukaryota; Fungi; Ascomycota; Sordariomycetes; Sordariales; Sordariaceae. The transcript has 2 exons.
AUGUCUCCAGGAAGUAUAACUGAAGUGUUCUCAACUCUCGCUGCUCCACUCUUCUCUCCCUCUUCCUCUUUUCAUUUCACGAUAUCCGAACCCGCCACUCGAACCACCGACACUUCCCAAUUACAACACCGCUACGAUUCCGGCCAAAAUAAUAACGCUUCCACUUCUGGCCAGGUCACACUUUCAGACUUGCGCGCGAAGCUUGCCGCCGUUGAAGCCGGAAUCAACAGAUACUAUGCCAAGUUGGAGAAGAUUCCUUACGAGUGUCAGCCGGAUCUUAUCAUCUGGCAUUACGUUAGGUCCAUGACUCAGAACCUCAAGAGCAAGCUCAGUACUUUCACCGUGGAGGAGCACGACGGGUACGCUCAAGUGGCUGCUGUCCUAGAUACUAUCUUCCCCGACCUCAAGAGGUUGGAGGAUAACUGGAAGAUGCACGCGCCCCCGGAGAUGCAGGAUUGA